GUUGAUACAAAUCAUGGUACAUGAAAGAACUCUCUUUGGGUUCUUCACAUUGGGCUUUGGAUGCUACAAGCGGAUUACAGACCUUGCGGAUGGACUUCCCUUCCUCUUGCUAUAUAACUUGUUGUUUACGAGUUUCGAAUAGAGACCUCCCUCAGAAAAGUGAGGAGCUGAAUAACGAGAACAUGGCAAACAUCCCCACCCGAAUGUUGACAGGAUUCAGGAAGCGUCCAGGUGCAGAACAGAAGAAUUCUGUUGGAAUCUGCAGGAGACCUUGGAGGGCGUCGAGAAGUCGUCUCGACUUCCCUGUCCGUGGAGGACAAAUUCUGGAGACGAGGUGGCACUUGAUGGGCCCGAAAUGAUGCCGAUUGCCCGCAGUCCCGCAAUCCCGCACCGUGGGGCUUGCAGCCUUGCGCUUACCCAGCUCGAUGAUGAGCCUUUUGAGAUUCGCUGUCACUGCCAUAUAUGUAAUAUGCCAAGGCUCUGAGGCUAAAAAAAAGCCCUGCCCUGGUGUCCAAGGAACUCGCAAGCUUUAAAAGCGUUCUUUAAUUUCUGCAGGGCACAUGAGCGACGACGAGUCGUUCCAAUCACAGAUCUUGUCCUCGUUCUGGCUUUAGAAAACAUCGAUGAAAAGCUGCAUCUUUGCGACCGUGAACGGAUGGGAAUCUUGUGAAAUCCUCGCUCAUUUCAACCAAAUUUAGACAGCGUCCAGCCAGUUUCAUCCAAGGAGAUCCAAAAGCAGCUCCGGCCGUGUUCUUCAUUGGCCAAGAGUCCACGAAGUUUGCUUUUACUAAAUAUUCUCGACUCAAGGUUCUCUCCGAUCAGCACUCGAUAAUUAUCCCCGCAUUUAUGUGAAUGAGUAAUGGCAUGUCAUCCUGAUUUGCAGAUACAGCAAGCCCGCUUCUGCCGUGCUGUGAUGCUCUAUUGUCGGCCUUCGGAGGAACCUGCGAUCUUCAUCUGCUGUUUCUUUGUCUGAGUCAUUAUAUCGGGCAUUCAGUGCGACAUCUCGAGCCAGCAGCGCUGGAGUGCUGGAUCAACACUCAACCCCUUGCUUCGACCAUUCGUCAGACGGAUCGUGGUUUUUGCAGCACCGGAGUCGAAUGGUCGAACGAGCAUGAAGCAAAAUAUUUAGAAUACGUCGCUCGCUAUCGGCGGAACACCAACUCGAGAAACAGUGCGAAUCUCAGACUCCACCGAACUCUCUCCGUUGCAGUGACGUACGUGAGCUAGGAAACGAAUUCUGCCACUCACCUUCGAGCGGACGCCGAGAACUGCUCUCGAGGAAGAUACAAGACGAGAUGCAAUCGGAUACACGACAACCGUACUCUGAUGAUUCCUCUAGGAAUGUACAGUUGUCAGCGGGCUCCGGGGUUUCAUGUCGGACAGAGUGCAUGAGAACCGCAGGGCGUUGGUUGCAUACGAGCAUCCUGAUUAGAGCCAAAUCAACCACCACACUGUUCGUUGCAGAUUAUGGUGAACUCCAGCGGCAGUGGGACUUGUGCUGCCGGUUGAGAAAGCAAGCGACGUAGGGCGUUUCGGAUGAACGUUCUGCUUUCAAUCACAAGGACCGAAGAGAAUCUGAGAAAAACACUGCACAGCUUCUCAUUCUCCUCGCAAUCGGACAGGUUUCAGAGAGAGAGAGAGGACUCGGCGCAUCUCUUUCCGUUCUUCGGUACAGGGCCUUUUCGUUGCUUCCAUGAUGUUUUGAAGCGAUCAUUCGAUCUGAAUGUCACAAGCUCACGCUGAUGAACAUUGCGUUUCACCAGAGAGACGUGUCGGGAGGAGAUCGAUUGCUUCUCGUUCUCGCCGCGGCACGUGGUUGAUCUAAGUUUAGGCGAGAUGAAGUUACUGAAAAUAGGAGGAGUUCCGGACGCCCGCCCGCCCGCAGUGACGGGAUAGAUGAUCAUGGGAGGGAGUGCGUUUGUCAAGUCUCUAGAAGGAGUAAUCUGUCCACAUCCGAUGCUCGCGCAUGCUCGACGUGUCCUGCACUGGCGUCGAGCAACCAUCGGCAUUCUUUUCUGAAUAGUUUAUUCUGGGAAGUUCGAUCUGCUGAGAUUGCUUGUUCAGUGCAGUCCUCCGGUAGACUUUUGAUGAUUCUCUGAGUUAUCAUGGAGGAAGUGAGACUGGAAAUGUUGCAAAACGGUCGAAGCCGAUGUAAGGAUUUAGAGGAAUCUUGCAAAACGCUUGUCGUAAGGAUUUCAUUAUAUGUCGUAGAACGUACCAUACCCGACCGCCAAAGUUCGGGAUGCUGAAUCAUUGUGCACGUGAUGCCUCUGACAACUCGUCGCAUUGAGUCAGUGACUCGACACAUUCCCUUGAUUGUUGGUGGGCAAGUCUGGGCUUCUUAUCAGAUCUUCUCGAGAAUGAGAUUCGCCUGAUACUUGUUGCGUCCAUAUUCCAUAUGCGUUCGGAAAGUGCAACGACCUGGGUCCAAUCAGUAAUGUCGACAGCAACAAGCUUGCGGAUGAAGAGCCACGACAAAAGAAUCACGUCUUUGUUCGCGGCGUGACGGUUCUUGUGUAAGUAUCCGCGGGUCAUCCCUUCGUCCGCAUCUCACUGCAAACAAACCUCGUUUCGAAUUGAUUGAAUUAGUUACUGUAAAAGUCUGAUAGAGUCGAAUAGAAUAGAGUCGAAGGAAGAGAGGUCGUACAGGUGGUGUCCUGGAUACAUCGAUCGGAGAAUUUGAAUGAUAGGAUUGAGAAUUGUUCCAGCAAUCAUGCAUGUGGCCCCAGUCGAGGAAAUUCUGCCUGCCGAAAGUUGUGAGCCACCCAUCAUUGGGUUGGGCCGACUUCAGUUAAAAAAUAGGACGGAAUCCCGGAUUUUUAAAGAUUUCAGUCGCACUUUUACCUCAGGGUGCCCACCGAGUCGUAAAUUGGACUCGGUGGGCGGUCGUAAAGUCGAGGACGUGAUUGCGAAAGAGAAAUUGACAUUCCUGCUCACAUCAAACUGUAUCGACUCAGUAAACUCAGAAUCGAAUUGUCGCCUGUGACUUGUCGCCUAUUUCCAGAC
Molecule: messenger RNA, 3006 nt
Organism: Marchantia polymorpha subsp. ruderalis
Lineage: Eukaryota; Viridiplantae; Streptophyta; Marchantiopsida; Marchantiales; Marchantiaceae
Source: the annotation of a GenBank genome assembly